Molecule: messenger RNA, 1577 nt
Organism: Pantherophis guttatus
Lineage: Eukaryota; Metazoa; Chordata; Lepidosauria; Squamata; Colubridae
Gene: PRKACA
Product: protein kinase cAMP-activated catalytic subunit alpha
Biological process (GO): protein phosphorylation
Cellular component (GO): cAMP-dependent protein kinase complex; cytosol; nucleus
Molecular function (GO): ATP binding; cAMP-dependent protein kinase activity; protein kinase A regulatory subunit binding
Source: RefSeq, a predicted model, not a curated record
AUCAGUCAGCUGAGGGGGAAUGUAAAGAGCUUUGCUGGAAGUGUGUCUGCUCUCCAGUUGCUUCCUUUAGCCUCCACUUCACAUUUUGGGACAGGAAAAACACCCUGCUUGCCUCUACCAGUGGGUAAAUAGCAAUGAUCAAAGAAAGCGCUCUCCUAAAUCCUGACUGAGCUUGCCUGAUUGUGUUUGCUCUGAGAGCAGACCGGGAAUGACAAAAGAAUUACUGAUAAAAUUAAGAGAAACAUGAGCUAUGGAGCUGAAAUAAAUAGUCAAGACUCCAACAAGAACAACGGGAGUAAAAUGUCAGCGCUACAGAAACUGGAGAAUCUUGCAGGGCGGAUCUUUUACUGGGGGCCAUGGAGUGAUGCAGGAGCACCAAGCUCUGGAGAGGCUGUCUUUGAAUCAGAGCAUACUGCUGCCUGGAAUAAGCAAAUGAAGGAGUUUCUUGCAAAAGCCAAAGAAGAAUUCCUUAAGAAAUGGGAGAAUCCAUCACAGAACACAUCCAGUUUGGAUCAUUUCGACCGGCUCAAGACCCUGGGUACAGGCUCUUUCGGGCGGGUGAUGCUUGUGAAGCACAAGGACUCUGGAAAUUAUUUUGCCAUGAAAAUCCUUGAUAAGCAGAAAGUUGUUAAACUGAAGCAGAUUGAGCACACCCUCAAUGAAAAACGCAUUCUUCAGGCUGUGAACUUCCCAUUCCUUGUCAGGCUAGAGUAUUCUUUCAAGGAUAAUACAAAUCUGUACAUGGUGAUGGAAUACAUCCCAGGUGGUGAGAUGUUCUCCCAUCUACGACGGAUUGGCAGGUUCAGUGAACCUCAUGCCCGGUUCUAUGCCGCUCAGAUUGUGUUGACUUUUGAGUACCUGCACUCACUAGAUCUUAUCUACCGAGACUUGAAGCCUGAAAAUCUCCUCAUUGACCAGCAGGGCUAUAUUGAGGUCACGGAUUUUGGCUUUGCCAAACGAGUGAAAGGCCGAACAUGGACCCUUUGCGGGACUCCAGAAUAUUUGGCUCCUGAAAUCAUUUUGAGUAAGGGUUAUAACAAAGCAGUGGAUUGGUGGGCUCUUGGUGUCCUCAUCUACGAGAUGGCAGCUGGCUAUCCUCCAUUCUUUGCAGACCAGCCCAUUCAAAUCUAUGAGAAAAUUGUCUCUGGGAAGGUCCGCUUCCCAUCCCACUUCAGCUCAGAUCUGAAGGACCUGUUGCGUAACCUGCUACAGGUAGACCUCACCAAACGCUUCGGCAACCUCAAAAACGGAGUCAACGACAUCAAGAAUCACAAGUGGUUUGCAACCACCGAUUGGAUUGCCAUCUACCAACGGAAGGUGGAAGCUCCUUUUAUACCAAAGUGCAAAGGACCUGGCGACACAAGUAACUUUGAUGACUAUGAGGAAGAGGAGAUCCGGGUGUCCAUCACUGAAAAAUGCGUCAAAGAGUUUUCAGAAUUUUAGGGCCAGCCCCCUUUGCUUUGUGUGCCCAGGAAAAGAAAGGGCUGGAUUUGAUCAGCCUCAAGGGCCAGAGUUCCUUGCCUAUUUGUUAAUUUUGGGAGGUGGGAGAGUGUUGGGGUUCACCUGGAUCUGUUUGG